Messenger RNA from Amoebophrya sp. A25, 326 nucleotides. The record is from the annotation of a GenBank genome assembly. Lineage: Eukaryota; Dinophyceae; Syndiniales; Amoebophryaceae.
GCUCCUGUAGUUGUAACAAAAGAACAAGGUAUGACUGUCGCAUGUCAACAAGUCGGCAGCGCUCCUAGUUUAGAACACACUACGACGACCUCCGUUGACGUCGCUAGCACUUGCAUAUCUUCGAUAACAGUGGCCACGACUUCGACCAGCAGCAACAGCACCGCUGCAAACGAUCCGCCUUCUGACAGGAUAGUUCGUUCAGCUUGGAACGCCUCAUCCGCUGUUGUCGAACUAAAUCCCACUAGCAUUCCGAACACCCCUCUCACAAACAGCCCGGAGGCUCCUCAAGUUGAUGUACCCUCUGUAACGAUCAUGACAAACUCGGA